AGUAACGUGUUUAGUACAAUUACGAACAGCCAUGCGUGUGCUAAUUUCUCUAGUAGUGGUUUUUUCUGUCGCUACAGCGGCACCAACAGAUCUUCAGAGGAUUGCUGGUGGUAGCACUGCAACCAUCAAUCAAUAUCCAGAAAUAGUCGCUCUACUGUUCUCCAACACUAAUAGCGGACACAGACAACUAUGCGCUGGAACGAUCAUUAGCAGUAGAUCCGUUCUCACUGUUGCUCACUGCACCUCUGGUUACGCACCAGGCAAUUGGCGAAUCCGUGCAGGAUCUGUCAACGCCAACAGUGGUGGUAUCGUCUUUGAUUCCCUCUACAUCAUCAAUCAUUCACAAUACAACCCCGCUACCAUGGAAAAUGAUAUCUCCAUCAUCCGUACCUCAAUUACUUUUACUAACGUAAUCCAACCUGCAACUCGUCCCUCGUCUGGAUAUGUGCUUGGAGAUGAUCAAGCGGUGUGGGCUGUUGGUUGGGGAGCUACUUCUGCUGGAGGUGCACUGUCUGCACGACUGAGACACGUGCAGGUAUGGACUGUGAACAAUGCUGAAUGCAAAAGACGUUAUACCAACUUACGUGAUGUCACCGAUAGUAUGUUGUGCACCGGUUGGGACAUGGGAGGUCGCGGUCAGUGCACUGGUGACGAUGGUGGCCCGCUAUAUCACGGGACAACCGUUGUCGGCAUCUCAUCGUGGCGUUUUGGAUGUGGACAGGGCUUUUACCCUAGUGUCAAUACUCAAAUUGUACCAUUCCUUACUUGGAUAACAAACAAUGCAUAAUAUUAAAUAAUAUUAUUUUUAUAGAUAGAAGCAUAAAUUACUGAAAUAUUUAGGAAUUAAACACCUAAUUGUAUAUUAUAAUAUUAAACUCGAAACAAAAUCAUUAAUAUUAAGCAGCAAACGUUACAAAAACAUAAACGCAUAUAUUAAUAUAAAUACAAUAAAUGUUCACAUAUCCCUUUGUUAUUAAAAAGAAAUAUUGUUUUAGUAAAUUAUGGUUAGGAUUUUUGUGAGACAAUUGAUAAGUAGACAAGCUCUUGAGGAAAAAGCACAGAAAAGAGCAUUUUUUUGUAUUAAAAUACAAAUAAUUUAGGUUCGAGUGUUGUUCGAUUGGAAAACGGAAGUAAGUUCCAAAAAAAUACUUGAAAAAUCUUAAAUUUAAAUCGUUUAUUGUAUAAUAUAAAGACUGCAAAAGUAAACAUAAAAUGUAUACCAAUGCAUAUAAAUAAUAAAACUAUAAAAUUGACUAUUAUUCAUUUAUUGUUUGAAACUUACAUUUUUAUUACUUACUACGAAAUUUUGUAAAUAAAUAAAUGUUACUGAUAUCGUUACUC
This is a messenger RNA of Diatraea saccharalis (sugarcane borer), 1341 nucleotides long. Lineage: Eukaryota; Metazoa; Arthropoda; Insecta; Lepidoptera; Crambidae. The record is from the annotation of a GenBank genome assembly.